Messenger RNA from Strongylocentrotus purpuratus (purple sea urchin), 2366 nucleotides. Its product is annotated as hydroxylysine kinase. Lineage: Eukaryota; Metazoa; Echinodermata; Echinoidea; Camarodonta; Strongylocentrotidae. The transcript has 7 exons. Gene Ontology annotation, molecular function: amino acid kinase activity. The record is from RefSeq and is a predicted model, not a curated record. The coding region runs from base 155 to 1342 and encodes 395 amino acids.
UUAUAAGAAUUCAUACUGCGUUUACUCUUUGUUAUUCCUUCCAUCUCUUCCAAGAUUAUAGCAUACCCCAUAUCCUAAUCGAGUAAUCCUGAAUUGGGGCAUUUAACUUUAUCAGCUGUCCCGAACUUGAGACGCCUAGGACUGAGAAAAGGUUAUGAUGGAAGAAGGAGCAGAACUCAUAAAUAGGCCAUUCUUGGACCUUAGAGCAGCCGCUGAUCUCCUUAUGAAGCUUUAUGAAGUGAAAGCUGCAGACAUAGAAGAGAUGAAAAGUUUUACAGAUCAAAACUUCCACAUCAAAUUAGAUAUUCCCAUUACAGUAGGUUGCAGUGGUAACGAGAGAUCUGAUCAGUUUGUUCUAAAGCUGUACAACUCUAAAGAUUCUACUGAUGGGAACAGGGUAGAGUUAGCGGUAAACACCAUGGCAUACCUGUCCAAUAAAGAGUUUUGCUGCCCUCAACCAGUCUGCAAUAAACAUGGCAAACUUGUGCAUCUAGAGAAGGUCUCCUGCGAUGAAGGAAAUACAGGUGUGGAAGGUAAUAACGGAAAGCACGGUUUAUUCCUGGUUGUGCUUCUGUCAUUCAUGCCCGGUCAGCUUUUGAGUUCACUAGACCCUAUGCCAAAAGAGGUCAUAGUAUGUAUCGGCAGAAAACUUGCUCAACUGCACAAGAUCUUAGAGGCAUCCCUGGUUGGAUCAGCUGACAAAGAUUGUAACCUUCAAAGGUUGGUAAAGGACUUUGAGGAUUACAACCGCGAGAAACCAUCUACCUACUGCAGUGGAGAGUGGUCACUGGAGAGAGUGACCGGUCAGAGGCAUCUACUGGACCUAGUGGACGAUACUCGGCUUAGAGCUGCCAUCGCAAAGGUCAUUGACCUCUACGAGGAACACGUUGAACCUGUCCGGCAUCUUUUCAAGAAAGGAAUCAUUCAUGGAGACAUCAAUAAUGAUAAUGUGAUCAUCUCCAAGCAGCUCGAGUCUCACCAACCCUCCAACAAACGAUUCAUUGUGUCUGGGAUCAUUGACUUUGGUGAGGCAGCAUACUCCUGCCUCAUCUUUGACCUUGCGGUGGGUCUAUCAGAACUCGUGCUGGUCAACGGGACGUCCGCCGCCGGACGUUUCCUUCAGGGAUACCUCUCGCUGAACAGUAUACCAGACAUUGAGAAGAAGCUGCUGUAUUAUCUGGUGUUGGUGAGGUAUGCACAGCGUAUUAUGCUCAGUCUUGAAGCCAAACCAAGAGAUCCCCUAAAUGAUUACAUCAUGCAGGAUGUUGAAAACUGUGCAGGUCUACUCCUACAAUUGCUUCAAAUGCAGAAGGGUGAAGUGGAAACCAUCUGGAAUAUAUAGUCAACUAGUUUUUAAGUUAAUCUCAAAAACAGUACUACUCCAAAGCAUUCUUUAUUCAAUUAUCAAGAUUACCAAUGAUCAUGAAUAUUAAUCAUAUUUUUUUAUGUUUUUAACAUUUAUCUAGAAUUUUUGGAAACGUAAAAAAUAUCAGUUUUUUGUAUUUCUUAUCUCCUUGCUUCUGCUCUUAUUGUAUUUCAAAGUAAAAAUGAAAGUAUGAUUUUAUUUCCAAAUAAGGGUUAUUUUUUUUAUCUACCUUUAUUUGCUUGUGAUCCUUACAUGUUAUGAAGACAAAAGUAUAGCAUCAUGUAGUAUGCAACACCAAAAUGUGAUAUGAAGUAAAGUACUGUACAUGUAUUAAGGAAAGUAAUGUAAGUAAUUUUUGCUUGGUAUACAUUUUUUUUUAAUGUAUUCCUUUCACCGGUGUCCAUGUAUUGAGGAACAUGUGCAAUGUUUGUAUGAACUAUGAAGGCUGCAGAUAGUGCAGUUUGUUAUUUUCUUCUGUUUCUCAGGAUGUAUAGCAGAACACUUUGUUUAAGAUAUAUGAUGCAUUGUAUAGGAUUAUUAAAGCUCAUCUACAUGUGUGUAUCGACACUUCUAAUGCACAGAAAGUCAAAAAUAUCUGUUAGGUUUAUGGAAAUUUAUUGCCAAAUUUAUAAUAAUCUUUGUAUUCACAAAUCAUACACUAGUGAGUUAAGUACAUGUAUGUGUAUAUACAAAUCGUUGAAAAGAAAUAAUAUUAAAUCAUGUAAUGAAAAAGGUUACAUAUUUGUUUUCAAUUACAUUCAAUUCAUAUCGUUCAAUUAAAAUCUUUAUUCAACCUUUGUAAAACAAUUUACAGAGACAAUAUACAAUAUAAUAUUUGUACCCCUCAGGUAAAUAAUAUAAGUAUUUGCAUCCGAGAUCUAUGGUUGAUUUAUAUUCAGUGCUCCCUAACCACACAUUGUAAGGGUUAUACCACACUUGCUCUUCCGACAAUUGCUCUGCUUCAGUUUUAACUUCCGCCCGGACCUAACACUACACCUUA